This is a messenger RNA of Acytostelium subglobosum LB1, 1206 nucleotides long. RefSeq lists its product as hypothetical. The record is from RefSeq and is a predicted model, not a curated record. The transcript has 7 exons. Gene Ontology annotation, cellular component: outer membrane. The coding region runs from base 1 to 1206 and encodes 401 amino acids. Lineage: Eukaryota; Evosea; Eumycetozoa; Acytosteliales; Acytosteliaceae.
AUGGCAAAGGUCGAGUUGACAUUCAAUCAGAUUAGGUCCAAUGAUGAGUAUUUGCGAAGGACGUACUUUAAGAACAUUGAUACGUACGCAGGCGACAAGAAAAGACUACGUAGAUAUGUACAGGAUGGUAUACAACUGAUGGAGCGUGAUCAGAUCAUGUCGCAGGGUGACUACACCGUUGGCGAUGACGGACGCACCGUCACCAUCUCUGCGAUCAAGCGCGGUAUCUCCCUAGACACCUCGAUCAACACCGACUUUACACAAAAGACCAUCCUCUCCAUCGUCAAUCCCUUUGGCUAUGGUGGUGAGGUUGGUGGCGAGGGUUCAGUUGGCAUCUUCAAGACAUUGAAUGGUGGUAUAUAUUAUAAGGAUAGAUAUAACAACAAGAUUGAGUUGUCAAAGAGAUUGGAGAACCCUAUCGAGCUCAACAAGAACUUACAGAUUGAAGAGUCAUGUAUCACAUUCCAUCCAAACAACUAUGGUCGACACUACUUUAGCCUCUACGCAGGUGACAGAAGAACCUUUGUCUCUGGUGAAAACAAGGAUGAGGAGAUGAGGAAUCAUACUGGCUUCUCACAUAAGCUGAGUCUGACGCACAAGUAUUACUAUUUCAAGGAGUGGAUGUCAAGGAAGACUGGAUUGUACGGACUUGGUCUGUGGGGCAGAAUUCACAAUGAGGUGGCUGGAGGUCCAUUCAGUACCAAGUUCAUCAAGACAGAGUCAUUCACUCAUAUAUACUAUCCCCUCUACAGAGGCUUUAACUUGGAAUGCAUGCUUGCCUUUGGAGGUCUUUACAAUAUGGCGAGAGGAAUGUCUCCAAUGAUCGAUAGGUUCUACAAUGGUGUAUCAUAUCACUUCAAGGGAUUCGAAUAUAAGGGAUUGGCAACAACAAAGAGCAAGAAGCCAAGCCUUGGAGGAGACUUCUAUCACAACACAACACUCUAUUUGACAAAGGAUAUUGAUGACUAUCCAGGCCAAGCAUUCUUGUUCUACGCAUUUGGUAACUCUGUGUUGAACUAUGAUAACUUUGGAUCGUGCAUGAGGGAGUUGUUGCGACCAGACAACUACAGACACACUGUUGGAUUUGGCUUCCGAUUCGAAACAGGACCAGCACUAGUUGACAUCUACGUCGGACAUCCCCUCAAGAAGCUUCAAUCAGACCAAUCAAACAGGAUGGGCAUCAACUUCAAUUUGAAGUUCUUCUAA